Trichomonas vaginalis G3 is the source of this 1146-nucleotide messenger RNA. RefSeq lists its product as uncharacterized. Lineage: Eukaryota; Parabasalia; Trichomonadida; Trichomonadidae. The record is from RefSeq and is a predicted model, not a curated record. The transcript has a single exon. The coding region runs from base 1 to 1146 and encodes 381 amino acids.
AUGGCGGCGAAAAUUCCGAAAGUCUUCGGUAGACAGAUAUUGGAAGGACAGCUUGUCAUAAGGAGAGGCCAUAAGCAGCAGGAAUUUGCAAUUAACUUUGCUGUUGGACAUGGCGAAUUCGAAGUUUAUUCUCAGGACUGGAAAAAGUGCUAUCACAGCUUUCAAAUUGCUGAUGGAAGAGCUGAUAUGAUCGAAGAUAACCUUCUUCGCAUUGAAUACGCUGUAAAAGGCCAAGCAUUCGACUUUUUAAUCCGAUUUGAUCGUUGCGACUUAAUUCUCAAUGCAUUUUCUCAAGCUCAACCAGAUAGAAGAGGUGCAGGCGAAAACCAAAUUACAAAUGUGCCAACAAAAGAAAUUUAUGCCUUCGGCUGCAAUUUGCCACCUGCAACAGCAGAAUCAAGCUUUGUUCCAUACCUCGAAGCUCAAGCACGUAAGAGAUUACUUUUCCUUUCAUCGUCAGUUGAAACAAAUGAGCCUUUAUUGGCUGCGAUUGCCUGUGAAUUCAGAAUGCGUUUCCCACAAAUAGAACCAGAUAACUGGACAGAAGCUUUCGAAGUUCUUUGGUUCGAAUUUGUCGCCUUUUGCGUUUCUCUAUGGACACAAUGCCUUAAAUCAGUUAUCGAACCUCAUACCGGUCCAAACUCAUUCGAAUACUUCAGACGCCUUGCUGCAUCCAUAUCAGCGCUUCUUGCCAAGGGAGCAGACGUCUUCAAUGUCGAUAGACGUGCGUUUUUAAUUGCCGUUCGUAAAUUCUUAGACGAAGGCGACCCAGGAGAUAUACCAGCUACUUCCAAAGCAUUAGUUUCGGACGUAGAACUUGCUUUGGGCAACGUCAGAAAGAGAUGGCUCCUUCAACUUACAGAUAUGUUCGAAUUUACACAGCUUUUCUCUGUUAGUGUGGUCAUUGCUUCCGCCGUAUCUCCUCUGACCAAGGAUAUCUGCGUUCUCGCAGGCCAACUUUGCAGUUGGUCAAUUUCAAUGGUAAACAGCCUAACUCGUGGCCCGAGAAUUCAGGACUUCAGAAAUGGUAUUGAAAAGCUUUCUGUUUCAGUCUUAAGAGCGAAUGAUACAAAAAGAUAUUCUCCUGAGUUUCAUUGCACGCUAGCAUUGUGGAAACUUGCGGAACUUGCAAGAGCAGUCGAAUAA